Molecule: messenger RNA, 486 nt
Organism: Aspergillus bombycis
Lineage: Eukaryota; Fungi; Ascomycota; Eurotiomycetes; Eurotiales; Aspergillaceae
Product: ribonuclease H2 subunit C
Exons: 4
Coding region: 1-486 (161 amino acids)
Biological process (GO): RNA catabolic process
Cellular component (GO): ribonuclease H2 complex
Source: RefSeq, a predicted model, not a curated record
AUGUUCGCUAUACAACCCCCGCAACAGUCCUCUGGAUCAGAAGACGCGAAUAAAACAGAGAACGUUACUCCCAAUAUCCUUCCUUGUCGAAUUCAUCAUGAUGGUCCCGUUGGAUCCCUGGGCCGCUAUUGGAAGCCCGAAUCCAAUGGAAAAGAUUCAAAUAUACAGACUGCCUACUUCCGCGGCCGUAAGCUACGAGGCCGGCGUGUUCAGAUUCCAAAGGGUUAUGAAGGGGUUGUUGCGCUGCCAACAGAGCUUGUGAUGCCAUCAACCCAAAGCAACGCAAACUCUACGAUAAGCGAGGAAGCAGAACAGGAAGAACCAGUCAAGAUCCUAGAGAAAAAAGCUACUUUCAAUGAAUACGUGGUAUGGGGUCAUGAACUGACACCUGCGGCGGAUGAUUCCUUCGUCAAGGGGAUUGAAGAGUGGCUGAAAUUAGCCGAAGCGAUUCAUUGCCAGCCUAGUGACGAAAAGAAAUCCUCAUGA